AUGGGCGCAACGUUGUUAGGCGUUGGCACUGGCUCUCAAACCUGCGAAGGAUUUGUGGAAAACAGCGGUGUCCGAAUCCAUUAUCGUGCGGCAGGUCAGGGGCCGCUACUGCUGCUCCUUCACGGCUUCCCUGACAAUGGAGAGACGUUCAAGGCCCAGAUGGCGGAAUUUUCAAAGAAAUAUACGGUCGUAUGUCCAACCUUGUGCGGAUUCCCCUCGAGCGACGUGCUAGAUGACGUGGAUGCAUACGAUUUGUCGCAUGUCGUCGGCGAUAUGGUUACAAUUAUCGGCCAUUUCAAGGCUCAAAAAGUUAUUAACGGUGGCCAUGAUUUUGGCGGAGCAGCAAUACAGAUGUUGGCGAUGAUGGCACUAGACCGUAUUGCGGGAUUGAUCCUCAUCAACAAGCCUAUUGUGCCAAGGCUCUAUGAUCUAGUGAAUUUUGAUGAAGGGCAGCAGAAAAUGCCCGAGUAUACGAUCAAGUUCAUGGAGUAUCAACCAGGAAAUGAAAAGAAUAAGGCGGAUGUUGUGAAAUUUAUACGGGAUCCUGCACGUCGGCAAGCAGUACAGGAGUAUAUGCGUACCUCUCCGGUGCACGGCAUGUUCGCCUACUACAAAAAGAACUACCCCGGGCCGCCCUAUGGUCAGAAGGUCGAUACCUCCCAUAUGCGUUUCCAAGUUCCGACACUUAUAAUCUGGGGCGUGGAAGACGAAUACUUCUCUCCUAAAUUCCUUGAGAAAAUCCCGCAGUUUUUCCUUGCAGCUACCCGGCUGAAUACGUUGCCUGGAGGUGGCCAUUGGCCAUUUCAAGAACAGACGGAGAAAGUCAACCAAGAGAUCUGGCCAGUACGACUGGCUGCCACUGCGCGUUCCUCCCUCUUCAAUAUGUAG
This is a messenger RNA of Penicillium argentinense, 888 nucleotides long. Its product is annotated as alpha/beta fold hydrolase. Lineage: Eukaryota; Fungi; Ascomycota; Eurotiomycetes; Eurotiales; Aspergillaceae. Bases 1 to 888 code for a protein of 295 amino acids. The transcript has 3 exons. The record is from RefSeq and is a predicted model, not a curated record. Gene Ontology annotation, molecular function: hydrolase activity.